This is a messenger RNA of Phoenix dactylifera (date palm), 3151 nucleotides long. The record is from RefSeq and is a predicted model, not a curated record. Lineage: Eukaryota; Viridiplantae; Streptophyta; Magnoliopsida; Arecales; Arecaceae.
GGUGGCAUCCGAUGCAUACCCAAUACCUUUCAGCCCUGCGUGCAGCCGAUCCGGUCCCGCCACACCUUCGGCUUCUCUCCCUGCUUCUUCCGAUUUCACAACAUCCCACGCCAUCCUGUUCGAUCGUAAUCAAUACAAAUCUCCACGUUAGCAUUCUUCCCGUGCCCGUCUCCGCUUCCGCUUCCCUUCGUCGCCGGCGAAACCCCAAUGCGGCGGAGCUGAGGCCAAGAUCCGGAUCGCCGCCGAGAUCGAGAUAGUGGGAAGCGGAUGGGGAACACCUGCGUCGGCCCGAGCAACGCCGGGCGGCACGGAUUUUUCCAGUCCAUCUCCGCCACCCUCUGGCGCACCCGCUCGCCGGGCGGCCCGGAGGUCCUCCCCCCUGCCACCUCCGCCGGCACCGCCGCGGCGGCCGUCGCCCCGGACAAGCCGCCGGAUCCGGUCAAGAUUCCCGACAAGGACCUCAAGAAGCCGGCGGCGGCGCCGGCCCCCGUUUCGGAGGAGCCUCAUCCCCAAUCCUCGCCCCCCAAGAAGCCCACCCAAAUCAAGCGAGUCUCCAGCGUCGGCCUCCAGAUCGACUCCGUCCUCCAGCGCCGGACCGAGAAGCUCAAGGACCUCUACAGCCUCGGCCGGAAGCUCGGCCAGGGGCAGUUCGGCACCACCUACCUCUGCGUCGAGAAGGCCACCGGAAAGGAGCAUGCUUGCAAGUCCAUCGCCAAGCGGAAGCUCGUGACGGAGGAGGAUGUUGAGGACGUGAGGAGGGAGAUUCAGAUCAUGCACCACCUCGCCGGCUACCCCAAUGUGAUCUCGAUUGUUGGGGCUUAUGAUGACGCUGUAGCUGUGCACCUAGUGAUGGAGUUGUGUGCUGGGGGAGAGCUCUUUGAUCGGAUCAUUCAGAGGGGGCAUUACUCGGAAAAGGCAGCUGCGGAACUUGCAAGGGUGAUCGUCAGUGUCGUGGAAGCAUGCCAUUCAUUAGGGGUCAUGCACCGGGAUCUCAAGCCCGAAAACUUUCUUUUUGCCAAUCAGAAAGAGGAGUCGCCACUUAAGACGAUCGACUUUGGGCUGUCCAUUUUCUUUAAGCCAGGUACAACGUUUACAGAUGUUGUUGGUAGCCCAUACUAUGUUGCUCCCGAAGUUCUGCUGAAACAUUAUGGUCCUGAGGCAGAUGUUUGGAGUGCAGGAGUAAUUAUAUAUAUCUUAUUGAGUGGGGUUCCUCCAUUUUGGGAUGAAUCAGAGCAAGGGAUAUUUGAACAAGUUUUAAAAGGUGAUCUUGACUUUUCAUCAGACCCAUGGCCCAGUAUCUCAGAAAGCGCAAAAGAUUUGGUUCGGAGAAUGCUUGUGAGGGAUCCCAAAAAGCGAUUGAAUGCUCAUGAAGUUUUAUGCCACCCUUGGGUCCAGGUUGAUGGUGUAGCUCCUGAUAAGCCUCUCAAUUCUGCUGUCCUAAGUCGAUUGAAGCAAUUUUCUGCAAUGAACAAGCUUAAGAAAAUGGCCCUUAGGGUCAUUGCUGAGAUGAUGUCUGAAGAAGAAAUUACAGGCCUGAAAGAAAUGUUCAAGAUGAUAGACACGGAUAAUAGUGGUCAAAUCACAUAUGAGGAACUCAAGGUUGGUUUGCAAAGAGUUGGUGCAAAUCUCAAGGACACCGAAAUUUCAGCUCUGAUGGAAGCAGCAGAUAUUGACAACAGUGGGACUAUCGACUAUGGUGAAUUUAUAGCUGCAAGACUGCAUCUAAACAAGAUCGAGAGAGAGGAUAAUCUCUUUGUAGCUUUUUCAUAUUUUGACAAAGAUGGGAGUGGAUAUAUCACUCAAGAUGAACUCCAAAAAGCCUGUGAGGAGUUCGGCAUAGAAGAUGCCCAUCUUGAAGAGAUGAUUCGAGAAAUAGAUCAGGAUAAUGAUGGACGAAUAGACUACAAUGAGUUUGUGGAAAUGAUGCAUAAAGGAAAUGCUGGUUUUGGCAAGAAGGGUCAGCAAAAUAAUUUAAGCUUUGGUCUUAGGGAGGCACUGAAGCUUGGAUAAAAGUGAUUAGUUGUACGGCAGACCCCAAAGUAUUAAGCACUUGUGCCAGAUCUGCCGGACCAUCCUAAAGCCGAUAGUGAGGUUAUGCAGAGUGUAAAUAUUUAAUUGUUGGAAAAAAGGGGUUUUCACUUACAUGAGCAGAUUUGCCUGCAAGUGAAGAACAAAUCUCAUGUUCUUUUUAAGCAAAUCUGCACGUAACAGAUAUUCGAAUUUCAACCAGGGCUCAUGUGUGUUAUGUUGUCAAUAUUUUUCACGAUUACAAUCAGGGACCUUCUCUGGUGUGAUUCUAGCACAAAUGAAGGGGGGAACCACUAGAUAUUGGAAUGCCAAGGCCUAGCCAUCCACCAGCAUUUACAAGUCUCCUUGGCAUGCAGAAUGUAUGGUUAAUUUGAUAUUAUUAUUCGGACUGCUGUAAAUCCUGGAUCCACUCACAAGAGCCCCCAAGCAAAAUGGCAUUGAAUCUACAUCCAGUCAUGUUUUGUUCAAGUUAGAUUUACUUUGACGUGCUUUUCCUGGAAUCCCAUGACUGCUCAAUCGUACCUAGAUAUCCAUCAUCCUAGUAGCAGAUAGUCUUUUUUAAGAUUUUGCUACCGUAAUUUUUUGAUAGGUUUUUCUGCCUUGCCAACCAAAAUUUCUGCUAUGUACACUGUCGAGGAAGAAAUGCUUAACAUUCAUUAUAGGUCACAAAUCUUGUUCGGCUUCAUACGUAUUUAUAUUAUUAUCAUUUUACUCAGCCGUAAGCAAAAUGAUAAUAAUACAAAUAUCUGUGAAGCUGGAUAAGAUUUGUUCCAUAUAAUGUGUUUCUCUCAAUAUGCAGUAAAAAUGUUAAUAUUUCUUUGAUGACAAUCAUAGGCAUAGCAAAUAUUUUGGUUGCAGUGGAGCCAAGCCUAUUGAAAAAUCACAAAUGCAAAACCUUUUGAAAAGUUUUAGUUGCUAAGGGAGCAAAAUCUACUGACCUUCCCACUUUCCAUAGCAAAUGGUUUUUUGUAAGAUUUUGCUCUAAUUUUUCCUGUACAUGUUCAUAAACUAUGUAUGCGGGAGAAGAAAAAUGUCUUAAGCGCUUUUGUGAUGAUGGGAUGAAGUGGAUAUGUGAUUUAUGCAAUGAUUGAGAACAUAUAUGCAAACUUUCGGUUCAAAACUA